Messenger RNA from Scleropages formosus (Asian bonytongue), 3712 nucleotides. It is a transcript of the gene rabep2, whose product is annotated as rabaptin, RAB GTPase binding effector protein 2. NCBI's taxonomy places the organism in Eukaryota, Metazoa, Chordata, Actinopteri, Osteoglossiformes, Osteoglossidae. Gene Ontology annotation, biological process: endocytosis. The record is from RefSeq and is a predicted model, not a curated record. Bases 193 to 1818 code for a protein of 541 amino acids. Gene Ontology annotation, cellular component: intracellular membrane-bounded organelle. The transcript has 13 exons. Gene Ontology annotation, molecular function: growth factor activity; GTPase activator activity.
GAAGAUUGCGUAAUUUCCGUAGGCUUAAACCGGGGAAAGUUGUUUCCUGAACUUUUAGAAAAAAAAGGAUUUGAACUUUCCCUUUGUCUUUGUGCGUCCAUUUACCUCUCGGAAACCGAAACGAAUGAGUCUGGAGAACACUUGGCUUGGUGUGUUUUUAACUUGUGAGAGAGAAAUGCUUCGUUAAUCACGAUGGACAUGGAGCAGUCAGAAAGACAAACAUCCCUGACGAAUGCGUCAGAAGAAUCCGACGUGUCGGCGCAUGCGCAGACCCCUGCAGACGAGUGCCGAAUGCAAGGCGCGCACGCGCAGUGUAUGGAGGCCGAUGCCCAGGUCGAGGCGCCGGUCUGCGGGGUGAGCAAAGCGGAAGUCGUGGUCACGAGCUUGCAGGCCGAGCUAGCCGAUUGCCGAGCGCAGGUGGAGCACUGGCAAGGCGUGGCAACCAUCUGCGAGAUGAGCAAGCAGGAGGAGCUGGCGGAGUUGCAGAGGCGCUGCGACCAGGAGGUGGAGUCCCUGCAAGAGGCGCUCAGAGAAACGGCGUCCCAGUAUGAGGCCAGAAUUUCGGCGCUGCAGGCAGAGUGCUCACUCUGGAGGAAGGGCGGAGGCAGCAUCCCACCCAGCAAGGGCAUCUCACAGAGAGCGAAGGGUGGUGAUGGAGCUUUACUGACAGAUGUUCAGCAGGAGAAAGCGACGGCCCAUCCUGACGGGUGCGCUGAUGGGAGACCGGAGGGGCGAGACGGUGAUGCCGGGGAGGGGACCGACGAGGAGCCUGGCAGCCAGAUGGGAGAGAACGGAGACAAUGAGGGAGGGCUCUCGCUAACAGAGGGCUACUUCGCUCGCCAUUGUGACACCACCUCUCUUUCCUCAUUCUCCCUGGACACACCCUCGCUUCCCCGGCGACCCCCUCCCCAGGAGGACACAGCCUCCCUGGUGUCUACGGGCACGCUGGUGCCCGAGGCCAUCUACCUGCCUCCACCCGGAUACCGGUUGGUCACACUGUCUGACUGGGAUGCACUGCACACACAGCUUGCCGAGCUGCAGGCGGAACUGGCUCGGGUGCGAGAGGAGAGGGCUGAACUGGAGAGAGAGCUGGGAACACAGAGCUCUGAGACGCAGCGGCAGGUCACCAUGCUGCAAUCGCAGGUGCAGAACUCCGAGGCCCUCCUCCAAGACUUGCAAAAGUCCUUUGCCCAAUCCCAGAAUGCUGUUCAGCGCCGCUUGGCAGAGCUGUCUCUGUCCCACAGGAAGGUCUGCAGUAAGCUGUCCAGACUCAAGGGAGGAGAGGCAGCGGUGGGGGCCGUGGCAGAGGACGAGAGGGUCCAGCCGACAGACGUCAGUCUGGCUCUACAGGGGGCGCAUUGUGAGGAGAGACUGCGCAUUGAGAUAGUCAACUUGAGGGAGCAGCUGGAGCAGCGGACAGAAGAGAGCGAGGUCUUGGAGGUUCGCCUCUCGAGUCUGAAGACGGAAACGGACCGAAUCCAGGGCCAAAAUGAGAAGCUGCAACAGGAGCUGCAGGCCUGUCGCACUGAACUGACUGGACUUCAGGUGGCGCUGUCUCACUUGCAGAGAGACAACAAAGCCCAGAGCAGUGAGAAGUCACUCCUGGAGCAGCAGUGCCUGGAACUGCGCAGUCAGAUGAUCAGUCUGCGCAGUCAGCUGGACACGAGUCAGGCCGUGCAGAGGGAUUUUGUGCAGCUGUCCCAGUCCCUGCAGGUGAAGAUGGAGCUCAUCCGUCAGGCUGAAUCAAUGGACCAAGUGAGGGAGGUCUUGGAGGAGGGGCCAAGCGAUGACAGUUCAAAGGUCACGGACACCCUGUGAACCAAUGAGAUUAGCGAUGAACACACGAAUACAUUGAGAGGUUUUACGAAGGAGGCGGACUCUCAGUCGUUGCGUUCCACGUGUCAAUACUGAACAUCAGAUUUUAACCAGAUGCGUGAAUGGCUAAAUCGAAGGCUAAAACUUUCCAAAAUUACUGCAUAUCUUCUUCUGAUGUAUUGAAUAGACUAAGUAAUUGUUAGAACUGUUUAACAUAUGUUGUUGACUAAUCUAUUCUGCGGCACCAGACUGCUACCUCCCAAGUGGCGCGCUAAGGCAGAGUGUACCGCAAAUUGUACUGCUGAACAUCAAGUACUGACAGGUACAGUCAUGGCUGCACAGAGAUUUGACUGCUGCCCCUUCCUUCAUGUGUUGAGCGUGCACUAAAAGGAAAUAAUUAGCUCCCCAACAAACAAACCCAUGUUCAGAGAGACGUGUGUCGGAUGCUGAACGUUCCCACGUUUAAGGUGCUCUUUUGGACUGUCUGGACACCAGUCCUAGUCUUACACUGUGCUGUCCUUCACCUCUCCUGGCACAUGUAACACUGCCAUGUGAAGUGUUUGUUGCCAUGAUGCUUGAAGGAGGUGUGGCCUCUCCGCUGAAAAGGGGUGUGGUCACUCUGACUCCGGCUUAUCUGCUCUCCUCGUUCAGCUCCAGUGAAACUGAAAAGUCCGAAGUGCUGCUGUGUUGAAUCCAUUCCAUACCUGCUGCUCCAGGCAGUGACUGCUUGUAAUUCAGAGGGGAUGGAGUCACUACUGUAACGUGCACAUCUCCUUCCGCUCGAUUUUUCUCACACUAUUGUACCUGUCUGUUUGUAUUUCCCGAUAUGUUAAUCAGAAGGAACAUGGUUGUGAGUUCACAUUCUUACUGAUCCUUUCCCUGCGUGUCCAUUCUCCAGUUGCUGGCCCAGUGCCCUGCACCCUGGCUUUGAGAACACUUGCCAGUGACCCCAAAGUGUUUCAUUCAGGUGGUUUCAUGGUUGAGUGACUCAAAAGCAGAAGGCUGUCUGGACACAUCCCAAGGGCUCAUUCAGCUUGCAGGACGCUGUCUCUGGACGGAGCGUUGAGUCGAGCUGGACUGGAUGGGGGAAACGGCUCUGUGAACUGUUUUCUAGAUUUCUCCCUCAGGAAUUUUACAGUGGAAUGUCAUUUUUUGGGGUUUGCGUCAUUUCCUCUUGCGUCGUCUUUCUGUAAUGAAGUCAUCUGUUUAUUCUUACUGUAUACUACUGUACAGUAUACUAUAGUACUUAACCUGGGAUCUUGGGGUCUGAGAACUCGUCUGUGACACUUCACUUCAGAGUAAAUGUUUAAAAGUGAAUGGGUGCAGGGGGUUGGAAGUAAUAACGCCACAUUUCCACACAGUUCCUAUACUGUGUUUAAUGUAUUUUUUUUGGUCGUUAUUCUUAAUAUGUGUGCUUCUGUCUGUCUCACCAGCAAGUGAUUUGGAAAUGAAGACAAAUAUGUCAAAGAUGAAGACAAAUAUGAAUUUGGCACAUGCAGAUUCCCCCUGCAAACACUAAAUAUAUUUACAUUUGAUUGCGUUGCCCUAUUGUGUGCUGUAACUCUGUGUAGGAGGGUGAGGCAGUGCUGGAACUCCCGAGAUGACCCACUGUCACGCCCCCCACGGCUGCGCAACAGGGAACACCUGCUUCGAAUUAGCAAGCACAAGCUUGAAAAGGGGCUGCGGAACACAGCCCCAUGCGGAACCUUGUUCACCCUUAUUGAUCACUUGUGCUCCUCAUCUUGCUCCUCGUUCCUCGCCCUGCUCCUCGAUCCUCGUUCUUCGCCCUGCUCCUCGAUCCUCGUCCUGCCCCUCGUUCCUCGCCUUGCUCCCCGUCUCCGACUCACUGGUUUGCCUGAUCACUCUCCUGUUUCUUGGAUUACGGUUCUUGGAUUUG